AUGGCGACCGAAGAUCAGGGCCUCCGAAAGCGCAUUCCUCUGUCCUCACCCGCAGACGAGUCGAACCUGGGUCCAGGCAGUGGCAGCAACCCUGCCAGGGAAAAACCGCAUCCGGCGGGCGAAGUCAAAUACAAUGUCCUGAACCAAGUAAUUCGGGCACUCCUGCUGUUGACCUGGUUCAAUUGUGGUGCAGUCUGCAUCAAUGUCACUCAGUUUCUUGGAGCACCGCUGUAUUGGUGGAACAAAGACUACUAUUAUGCAUACAUGGCGUUGACAAAACAGUCGUUUGCUAUCAUGACGAUUGCAAUGACACGGUGGUUCUCCCCAACCAAAGUCCGCGUGAGUUGGGACAAAGAUCUACGAGGGCAGUUCCGCAAAACAUCCGCUGGGAGGCUGGAGACGGUGUUCCCAGAGCGGCUGGUGUAUAUUGCCAAUCAUCAAGUGUACACCGAGUGGUUAUAUCUCUGGUGGUUUGCCUACACUAGUAGGAUGCAUGGGCACAUCUUCAUCAUCCUUAAAGAGUCACUGAAGUACGUGCCUGUCCUGGGUCCUGGCAUGAUGUUUUACGGAUUCAUCUUCAUGGCACGCAAGUGGAUUUCGGAUAAGCCUCGCCUGAAGCAUCGACUCGAAAAGCUCAAGACCCGACACAGUGGUCCCAUGUCUGGCUCGGACGGACUGGACCCCAUGUGGUUGUUGAUCUUUCCAGAAGGCACCAAUCUCUCACAGAAUACGAAGAAGGGAAGUGCCAAGUGGGCUGAUAAACAAGGUAUACCUGACAUGAAGCACCAACUUCUACCCCGGAGCACGGGUCUGUUCUUCUGUCUCCAGGAAUUGAAGGGUACCAUGAAUUGGGUCUAUGACUGCACGAUUGCUUAUGAAGGCUCACCAAAAGGAGCUUUCCCCCCGGAUUUCUUCACGAUUCGGUCCACUUAUCUACAGGGUCGACCACCAAAGUGUGUCAACAUGUACUGGCGUCGGUUCGCCAUGUCUUCGAUCCCUCUUUCAGAUCCCAAGGAGUUUGAGCUCUGGCUGAUUGAACGUUGGCGAGAAAAGGACGAGAUGCUGGAGCAAUGGUACAACACCGGUCGCUUUCCCUCGGACGUGGAAUCUGCCGAUGCUAAGCACGGAGUGUCCGAGGAUGGCUUCAUUGAAACAGAAAUGACCCUCAACAACUGGAUGGAAAUUGGCCAGAUUUAUGUGGUCUUGGCAGCGGCUGCACUUGUGAUCAACGUGGUGGUCAAGUCUUUCGGUAUGUUUCUGAAGCUGAAAUGA
Fonsecaea erecta is the source of this 1272-nucleotide messenger RNA. RefSeq lists its product as hypothetical. The transcript is spliced from 2 exons. NCBI's taxonomy places the organism in Eukaryota, Fungi, Ascomycota, Eurotiomycetes, Chaetothyriales, Herpotrichiellaceae. The record is from RefSeq and is a predicted model, not a curated record. Gene Ontology annotation, molecular function: acyltransferase activity. Gene Ontology annotation, cellular component: endomembrane system. The coding region runs from base 1 to 1272 and encodes 423 amino acids.